Eremothecium gossypii ATCC 10895 is the source of this 2505-nucleotide messenger RNA. It is a transcript of the gene RFX1, whose product is annotated as Rfx1p. The record is from RefSeq and is marked provisional. NCBI's taxonomy places the organism in Eukaryota, Fungi, Ascomycota, Saccharomycetes, Saccharomycetales, Saccharomycetaceae. Gene Ontology annotation, biological process: regulation of transcription by RNA polymerase II. The transcript has a single exon. The coding region runs from base 1 to 2505 and encodes 834 amino acids. Gene Ontology annotation, molecular function: RNA polymerase II cis-regulatory region sequence-specific DNA binding; DNA-binding transcription factor activity, RNA polymerase II-specific.
AUGAACGUGGACCAGGCGAGCCAGGAGCCAUGGGCGAGCGCCAGCCUGCUCAAUCGCAGCACGCCGAGCACCUCCACGGGGACGCCGCUGAACACGGCGCAGAGCUCGCUUCCCAGCGCGCCGACGACGUCGAACUCGCACGGGCCGGGCGCGGGCAGCGGGCCGGGCGCGGAGGGGCCGGCGCUGCACCAACAAUUGGUGCCGCAGCAACAGCCGCUGAUGGCGGGGCGGGGGGAGCCGCCGAUCUCUGCGGGCGGGGCGGGCAGCGGGCAGGCACAGGGCCUGUUGGCGCAGCCGCUGGCCCAGCAGAUGUACGGCGCAGCGCCGCACGGCGCGCUGAUGGCGCACCCGCCGCACCUGCAGUACGCGACGGGCUACGGGCCGAGCCACCUGCCGCCGAUCAGCAGUAAGGGCGGGGCGGCGAUGAAGCACCAGGCGGAGGACUUCGGGGCGCUGCACUCGCCGCCGCGGCAGUACGCGGCGCAGCUGCAGCGGCCGCCGAGCACGGCGGGCCAGAUCCCGCUGGUGCUGGCGCCGCAGCAGCGGCACGGAACGCCGCCCGCGCAGGUGCAGCAGCUGCUGCACCAGGCUCCGAGCCAGCACCCACACCAGCAUCAAAACCAGCAUCUGCAUCAAAAUCAGCAUCAAAAUCAGCAUCUGCAUCAAAGCCAACAGAACCCGCAGCACGUCCAGGUGCAGCUCAAGCACUUCCAGCACAUGCAGGACCUGCAUCGGCAGCAGCAGCACCACCAGCUUCUCCUGCAGGAGCAGGAGCAGCGCUGGAAAAAGCGCAAGGCGGGAGAGCCGGCGCCGCAGCCGGUCAUUGCGUCGGAGCUGACGUCCAAGCGCACGACGCAGGAGAACAUCCUGAAGCUGGUGGCGCUGCGGAACAAGGACAAGCCGCUCACGGAGUACGCGACGACGGUCCGGGCUGCAGAGAUUGAGGUCCUGAACAUGGACACGUCGACGCACUCGAAGUCGGACAUCCAGGCGGCGGAGCAGCACCGCGAGCGCGAACGCCAGGUGUAUGCGCUGAUCUGGCUUAUGAACAAUUGCGUGCCGGACGGCGACUCGUACGUCCCGCGGGGCCGGAUCUUUGCGCAGUAUGCGGCCUCGUGUGCGUCGAACAACCUGAAACCGCUGUCCCAGGCGACACUGGGGAAGCUGAUCCGGUCGCUGUUCCCGCACCUCAAGACGCGGCGGCUGGGCAUGCGCGGGCAAUCGAAGUACCACUACUGCGGCCUGAAGCUCAUCUCGCCGCUUCUUAUGUCUGACGAAAUGCCUACUGUGGCGGCGACGCCCGUAUCCAGUUGUAUGAGUACACCAAUUAACAUGAUCAGCACCAACACGGCUUCUAUUAACUUGGACAAUACUUCUUUCAGCAAUAGUACUAUUGAGUCGGCCCCCAGCAGUGCGGCCGGCAUGGUCAACUCGGGCGUCUCGUCGGUAGAUGCCGUCAGCAAUAUCAGCAAGCCGGCUCUGCACAACAACAACAGACGCGUUAGCAUGAUACUUACAGGCGCACACGAGAACCUGAAGUUCAUUGACAACUUCUUUUCCAGAACGUGUGAGGAAAAGGUGGAGCUUCCGCUGGCAUUCCCAUCUAUAAAUCCAUACCUUCCUCACAACGUGGAUAUGGAUAUUGCAUCGUCGGUUGAGUCCCUAUACAAGGUCUACUGCAACCAGCUGUUCGAGAACAUCCGAUUCAUGAAAUUUGACGAUCUUCCUUCCACCCUAGAGUCUUUCUCGUCCGGUUCCAUAUCUCCGCAGAUGUACAACCUCUUUAUUUCGGAGGAGCUGUAUCAGUGGGUCGAACAUUCGGAUCUAAUCACGUACCGGGCACUCGCUAAAAUGCUGUCCAGUCUGAUUGUUGAAUUCGACGAUAUACCGGACAUUGUGCUGGAUAAGCUGUCUCAGUUUUCCAACACUUACUUGGCAAUGAUUACAAAAGCUACUAUAGAUCUCCCAGUCCCCAUUGUUUCCAGUAAAAAGCGAAUUGUGUCGCAGUUUAUUCAGUUGGUCAAACGCUUGAUUAAGGUCAUAGACUCUGGUCGAAACGCCUCAAAGAUUGUCUCUUUGGAACAAAACCGCAAUAACAUGUUCCAGGAUUGGAAUCAAUUUGUUAACCUGGAAGAUGUGCUGGCCAUUGAAAUGUCGCAUUUCAGUAAAGACUAUCCCAAGAUGAAGGAACAGAUAACUGCCUUUGUCCAAAAAGAAUUGCUUGGUUUGCUCUCUCCGGAAUAUAUGUCCUUUGAAGGAAACAAUGCCUCCAAUGGUUUUGCGAAGUUGGCUAGGUUUGCAAAGAAACUUUGUGAGUUACUACAAAGUUGGGGUCAUUUACCCGGCAGAAUCGUUGCCUUGAGCUUUGUGGGUCUGACAACGACUGCAUUGAGAGAACUUUCCUUUCAUGAUGCGGAAAGUUUUGGCGCCUGGUGGAUACUUAAAUCUUUCGUCGACGAGUGGGUGUAUUGGUGCGGUGAAGUAGGAUGCUUCCUCGACAACUGA